UCUCGCCUUUUUAACUUCUCCCUUUUUUUUACUUUGAAGUGGAAGAAGUAUUUUGAUGUUAUUUUUUACUCUCCUCAGUUUUUUAUGAAAGUGCUGAAGAGGACGGACACCAGAGUAAGCUAUUAACUUAGAUUUGUGAAUCAUUGUUGUAAGGUAUUCACUAUUGUGUGUGUGUGUGUGUGUAUCAUCAUGUGUGUCUCAGCUGCCGCAGUACUGUGCAGACUUUGAUCUGAGGUGAGUUUGAGUCAAAGUCAAAGAUUUCUCCAGUCACCCUCAGUGUUUAGAUGAUAAUUACGGAGCAAGUUGCGCAGAAUUGCUUCUGAUCUGACAGCUGUGAACAGUGCGAGAGGGCCUGCUGUGAUGUCAGCGUCCAGCUUAGUGCCCUGCAUCGCCAUCCUGCUCCUCCAGCUGUGGGGAGCACACGCAUUCUCCUCUACACCCCUCUGUCCAACACCCUGCCUAUGUCAACAGACUCCCCUCCUAAACUGCUCCUCAUCUGGCCUCUCGGAGUCCCCGUCACAUAUCCCAGCAACUGCCACGGCACUGGACCUUUCCCAUAAUGCCAUACGCUCUCUGGUCCCUCUUGGUCGUGCACGUUUGAGAGGGCUUCAGCACUUGUGGGUGGGAGAUAAUGCCCUGGAGAGUUUGUCAAUGUGUUUGGGGAAGGGUGUGGAGGGAACUAAGAGCCUCCCUAGAAGAAAAGAGUGGUGUGUGUCUUGGGCACCUGACCUUCAGCUGCUGUCCGCUCAGAGAAACCAGCUGAAACGUCUACCAAAGGGACUCGGCAGGAUAAAAUCUCUGCAGGUGCUUCAGUUCGCUCAUAACCAGAUCUCAGAGCUUGGUCCUGCUGACCUGGCUGACUGUACUCACCUGAGAGAAGUUCACCUCCAGCAUAACCUCAUACACACUAUUCACCCACAGGCCUUUAAAGACCUGACAAAUCUACAGGUUCUUGACCUGAGCUAUAACCUGCUUACCAUCGUACCACUACCAGCCUUCCUGUCUCUGCGGAACCUGAACACCUUUGUGUCCAUUUCUGGAAACAGGUGGAGGUGUGACUGUAACUUACAGACAAUAAGAAGAUGGCUAAGCUUUGACAACGAAUUAGGUAAUCCAACAUGGAAAGUGGACUGUUUCUCUCCAGCUCAUCAUGCUGGAAAAGAUCUGAUACAUCUGGAAGAGUCUGAUCUUAAAUGUCCACCACCUGAAUUUAGCACACCGGGUCUUCUUAAGGAGGUUACUGUAGAUGAGGGGACUGAAGUAUUGCUUUCCUGUGGAGACACCAGCCAAGGACUCACACAGACUAGAUGGUGGAUACCUCAAGGCCACGUCUCCGAGAAUCAACAGGUCCUUUUUAUCAGCAACAUCACAGAGCAGCAUGCCGGACAUUAUGUCUGUAUCUCAGGAGCCCAGGAGCAGCAUGUAUCCAUAUUUAAUCUACAUGUUCGUAAAAGAGUUUAUGAAACGAGGCAGCGACGAGAAGCCCAAAAUGUGAACAUGGUGAGGAACGUGCGAGCUGUAGAACAAUCCCAGUUUGUCUUAGCUGUCUGCCUUUCCGUCUUCAUUACCUUCAUCGUGGCCUUCAUCCUUGGUGUUGUGUUACGGCCAUUUUUGGACAAAUUAUGGCAAAGGAUUCGCAACAAGAGGGACUCUAGAUCAUCGUCUGCAAACUCCAGAACUUCCUCAGCUCAACCAAGGCCGUAUGACAACGAGGGAUUUUCGGAUACAGAUGAACCUGUGCAGGAAGUGCGAGUGGGAUCAAGAGUGACGUUUGGCGGAGUGACAGAAGUUAAUGACAAUGCGGGCAACAUUCCUUACUACGUCACAGUUGAAGACACCAAAUCAGACAGCUCUUCUGAGGACAAUAUGGAUGUUGAAGCAUCAUACGAGAACACACAUGGCAGGGAACCCUUGACUAAUACUGUUAUAACUCAUGUUGAGAUGGAGGAUUUAAGGGGCAAGGAAAGCAGCAUUCCUAGCAGCUCAAUACCCGUCAGUAAAGAACUACCUUUGAGAGAGGAGAACCCAAGAACAAGUGUGGAAACUACAGAAGCUGUGGAGUUGGAAGCUAUUCCAGACCCAGAAGACUCUAUAGAGUUAGAAGAGAAGAGGAUUUCUAGUGUAUCCAGAGAAUCUGGAUUGCCCCAAGAACAGGGGUCCAUUUAUGAAGUAAUUGAGUCUGAAGAGCAAAGUGUAGAUCCUCCGACAGUGACCACUCUGGAUGAUGAGGAAAGUUAUACAGACAACACAGAGGCAACAAUACUGGGAUUUACAACUGACCCAUUUUCAGGGACACUGUCUGAUCUAAAUGAAGAGAAUGUGGAUGAUCUGGACAGAGAUUUAUGGAACGACAGUGGCGAGAGCUUUUCUUUCCCUGAUGAAUCUCCAAGAUCAAGCAGCCGAACUACACAGGGUGCUGUUCUUGAUUUUCCACUUUUUGAGGAGGAGCUGUCGGUGGAUAAACAAACUAACAACCUAGGGUCUUGCAGCUCAAGUGAAAGUGGUCUUACUGAAGGAGAACAAACAGAAUACACAGUAAACUCAGAGGAAUACGCAGAAUCAGAAACCUAUGAUGAUCCACACUCAAGAAAUGAUGACUUCAGCGACACAGUAACACCAGUCCCUAGUGAGUUCUCUGAUUAUUCAAAUGGCAAUUUUAACGCAGAAGAACUUCUUGAAUACCAUGUGCACCCUGUGUAUAGGCCUGGCCAAAAGACUACCAGUGUCCCAAAGACAAAUGAAGCAGGUGCCAGUAUCUCCAGUGAGGACGAAGAGACACAAGCUGAAUAUGAGGACUAUCCCCGGAAACUUGAAAUAAAAGUAGACCCCGAGGUCAUUAACGAGAGUGUUAUUCCAGUUCAAAAUACCAGCAGCAUCGUCAAUAUCAACUUUGACAAUUCCUCAACUAGUACAGAUAUAGAGGAAAGGCAUAAGGAGAUGGUUCCUUCCUCUGAACAGAGUUUCUUUGAAAUAAUAGGACUAACUUUUGAUCAACUACCGAAAGUGAAAAAAUCUCUCCAGUUCUCAGUCUCUGUUCCUCAACCUCCAACUCAACAUGGAUCUACAACGACACCUGAGGCAGGAUGUGAUUUAAAGUCGUCCCAGCUGAAUUCCUCCUCUGAAGAAAGUUUCUUGGGGAAAUUUGAUGUGACUUUGUAUCCAGUACCAACAGUAAAGAGAUAUCUUCAGUUCUCACAUUCUGAGCCUCCACCUUUAGUUUCAUCUCCCUCAACAUCUUUAAAGACAGAAACGAUCACACCAGUGUUAGGAACUACAACCCAACAAUCUGUGAGACCUAAUUCGUCAUCUGAAGAUGAGCUCAGUCCAACCGGAGACAGUUUCUUUGGGGAAAUAGGUGCAUCAGUUGAUGCUGUGCCAAAAGUAAAGAGAUACAUUCAGUUCAGACCAUCUAAUCUUCAACCUCUUUCUCCAUCAGCAUCUUUAAACACAGAAACAAUCACACCAAAUCUGGUGCCAAAAACCCAGUAUGAGACAUAUGAUUCAUCGUUUAGGGAUGAACACAGCCCAUCCUCAAAAGAAGACAACUUCUUCCAGCAAAUAGGAGCAUCUGUUGAUGAAGUGCCAAAGGUGACAAAAUACAUUCAGUUCUCAGAGACUGAGCCUCAACCUUCAGCUCUGUCUCCCCCAACAUCUUUGAAGACAGAAACAAUCAAACCAGUGUUAGGGUCUAAUACACAGUCCAAGAGACCUGAUUCUUCAUCUGAGGACGAAGACAGUUUCUUUGGACAAAUAGGUGCAUCUGUUGGUGAAGUGCCAAAAGUGAAAAGAUACAUUCAGUUCAAACCAUUUGAGGACCAACCUUCAUCUCCAUCAACACCAAUAAACACAGAAACAAUCACACCAAAUUUGGUGCCAAACACACAGUCUGGGUUUCAGGAUAACCACAGCUCAACUACAAAGGAAAAUCAUUUCUUUGAGCAAAUAGGUGCAUCUCUUGACAAAGUGCCAAAGAUAGAGAGAUACAUUCAGUUUACACAAUCUGAAGUUCAACCUGGCUCCACAGCCAAGGAUGGGUUCAGUCCAACCUCUAAGGGAGACGGUUUCUUUGGACAAAUAGAUGUAUCUAUUGACGAAGUGCCAAAAGUGAAGAGAUACAUUCAGUUCUCAGAGACUGGGCCUCAACCUUCAACUCUGUCCCCAUCAGCAUCUUUAAAGACAGAAAAGGUCACACCAGUGGUAGGAACCCAAACACAAUUGAUGAGACCCGAUGCUUCGUCUGAGGACAGAGACGAUUUCUUUGGACAAAUAGGUGCAUCUGUUAAUGAAGUGCCAAAAGUGAAGAGAUACAUUCAGUUCAAACAAUCUGAGCCUCAACCUUUAACUCCAUCAACGUCUUUAAAAUCAGAAAAGAUCACACCAGUGUUAGGAACUACAACACAGUCUAUGAGCCCCGAUUCAUUUAAAGACAGAGACGAUUUUUUUGGACAAAUAGGUGCAUCUAUUGAUGAAGUGCCAAAAGUGAAGAGAUACAUUCAGUUCUCAGAGACUGGGCCUCAACCUUCAACUCUGUCCCCAUCAGCAUCUUUAAAGACAGAAAAGAUCACACCAGUGGUAGGAACUACAACACAGUCUAUGAGACCUGAUUAUCCACCUGAGGACAAAGACAAUUUCUUUGCACAAAUAGGUGCAUCUGUUGAUGAAGUGCCCAAAGUGAAGGGAUACAUUAAGUUCUCAGAGCCUCAACCUUCAACUCUGUCCCCAUCAACAUCUUUAAAGACAGAAAAGGUCACACCAGUGGUAGGAACCCAAACACAAUUGAUGAGACCCGAUGCUUCGUCUGAGGACAGAGACGAUUUCUUUGGACAAAUAGGUGCAUCUGUUAAUGAAGUGCCAAAAGUGAAGAGAUACAUUCAGUUCAAACAAUCUGAGCCUCAACCUUUAACUCCAUCAACGUCUUUAAAAUCAGAAAAGAUCACACCAGUGUUAGGAACUACAACACAGUCUAUGAGCCCCGAUUCAUUUAAAGACAGAGACGAUUUUUUUGGACAAAUAGGUGCAUCUAUUGAUGAAGUGCCAAAAGUGAAGAGAUACAUUCAGUUCUCAGAGACUGGGCCUCAACCUUCAACUCUGUCCCCAUCAGCAUCUUUAAAGACAGAAAAGAUCACACCAGUGGUAGGAACUACAACACAGUCUAUGAGACCUGAUUAUCCACCUGAGGACAAAGACAAUUUCUUUGCACAAAUAGGUGCAUCUGUUGAUGAAGUGCCCAAAGUGAAGGGAUACAUUAAGUUCUCAGAGCCUCAACCUUCAACUCUGUCCCCAUCAACAUCUUUAAAGACAGAAAAGGUCACACCAGUGGUAGGAACCCAAACACAAUUGAUGAGACCUGAUGCUUCGUCUGAGGACAGAGACGAUUUCUUUGGACAAAUAGGUGCAUCUGUUAAUGAAGUGCCAAAAGUGAAGAGAUACAUUCAGUUCAAACAAACUGAGCCUCAACCUUUAACUCUGUCUCCAUCAACGUCUUUAAAGAUAGAAAAGAUCACACCAGUGUUAGGAACUACAACACAGUCUUUGAAACCUGAUUCAUUUAAAGACAGAGACGAUUUUUUUGGACAAAUAGGUGCAUCUAUUGAUGAAGUGCCAAAAGUAAAGAGAUACAUUAAGUUCUCAGAGACUGAGCCUCAACCUUCAACGCUGUCCUCAACAUCAUCUUUAAAGACAGAAAAGAUCACACCAGUGGUAGGAACCCAAACACAAUCCCUAAGACCUGAUUCUUCCUCUGAGAACAGAGAAGAUUUCUUUGGACAAAUAGGUGCAUCUGUUGAUGAAGUGCCAAAAGUUAAGAGAUACAUUCAGUUCUCACCAUCUGAGGGCCAACCUUCAACUCUGACCCCAUCAACCUCUUUAAACACAGAAACAAUCAAACCACAGUCAGUGCCAAAAACCCAGUCUGUGAGUCCUGAUCCUUCAUCUGUGUUUGGAGUCACUUUCUUUGGACAAACAGGAACACCUAUUGAAGGAGUGCCAAAAGUGAAGAGAUACAUCCAAUUCUCACAUUCAGAGCCUCAACCUUCAACUUUAAAAACAGAAAAGUUCACACCAGUGAUAGGGAAUAAAACACAGUCUAUCAGACCUGAUUCUUCAUCUGAUGAUGAAGUCUUCUUUGGAGCAAGUGAAGCUUUUAUUGAUGGAGUACCAAAAGUGAAACAAUACAUUAAAUUUACACCACACGAAGCCCAACCUUUAACUCCAUCAGCAUCUUUAAAGACAGAAACAAUCACUCCAAAUGUGGCACCACAAACCCAGGCUGUGAAUCCUGUUUUUUCAUCUGUAGAUGGAGACGGUUUCUUUGAAGUCGUUGGAGUACCUAUUGAAGGAGUGCCAAAAGUAAAGAGGUACAUUCAGUUCUCCCAUUCAGAGCCUUGGCCUUCAACUGUGACCCCAUCAGCAUCUUUAAAGACAGAAAAGAUCACACCAGUCAUAGGAGCUACAACACAGUCUACGAGACCCGAUUCUUCAUCUGAGGACAGAGAUGAUUUCUUUGAAGCAACUGGAGCAUCUUUUGGUGGCGUGCCAAAAGUGAAAAGAUAUAUUCAGUUUACCCAGUCAGAGGCCCAACAUUUGUCUCCAUCAUUAAACACAGAAACAAUCACACCAAAUUUGGUGCCAAAAACCCAGUCUGGGAAAUAUGAUUCAUCAUUCAAGAAUAGCCAGAGUCCAACCACAAAGGAUCAGAAUUUCUUUGAGCAAAUAGGUACAUCCAUUGAUGAAGUUCCAAGGAUACAGAGAUACAUUGAGUUUACACAAUCUGAAGUUCAACCUGGUUCCACAUCUGAGAAUGGGUUCAGUCCAACCACUAAGGAAGACGGUUUCUUUGGACAAAUAGGAGCAUCUUUUGAUGGAGUGCCAAAAGUACAAAGAUACAUUCAGUUUUCACAGACUGAAGUUCAACCUUCAGCUGAAUCUCCAUCAACAGUGUUCGAUUCAGAAAGGAUCCCACCGAAGUUUGUGACUACAGUACAGUCUGAAGAAGGGCUCAGUCAGACCAAGGGAGGCAGUUUCUUUGAGCAAGAAGGCACAUCUUUUGAUGGAGUCCCAAAAGUGAAGAGAUACAUCCAGUUCUCACAAUCUGAACCUCUUUCUCAGUCUCUGCUACCAAGUACAGGCACAGGAGCACAGAGGAAUAGCUCAUCAUCUGUAGAUGGUGUUAAACCAACUGCUGAAGAACACAGUAUCUUUUGGUCAAUUGAUGUCUCUGCUGAUGGAAUACCAAAAGUAAAGAAAUACAUUCACUUCACACAUUCUGCAUCUCAGCAGUCAGGACAGUCUCCAACCCAGGAUUUAGACAGACUAUCUACACAACAGUUUGAAGUGAAGCCAAGCGGCGACAAAGACAGUUUCUUGGGGGGAAUAAGUGUACCUCUUGAUGACAUACCAAAAAUACAAAGAUCUCUGCAGUUCUCACAAUCUGAGCCUAAACCUGAGAUGACAGUAGCCACAGAAACAAGCGUGCUAGACCAAAUCUCCAGGCCUAAGAGAACUCUCUUCUUUUCUAAUUCAGAGCCAUACGGUCAAACUGACCAAUCAUUCACUUCACCACAACCCCGAUUCAGCCAGAGUAUCUCACAUUCCCACUUCGAUGAUGAUGAAGAUUCAAAUGCACAAGAUUCAUCCCCAGCAUCCUUAGGAAAGGAUGAUGCCAGAGAGUAUCUCCGAGACAGCUCUCAAGCUCGGGAGAAGCAGGAGCGGAGGCGAUUACUGUUUACGCAGAAAAGAAGAGCCAUGGAUGGGUUCAAGUUGACCACCCACUCUUACACCGUACAAAGACCGUCAGAUCACAAUGAAGAGACAUUCCCAGUCUACAAAAGGAACAUUUUCCAUGGAAUUUCUACAGGAACAGCAGACACUCCGAUCCACACAGAUUUUACUGCUGCAGAAACUGCUGAGAGCCUGAGUGCCAAGAGUAUCUCACCCCUCAGAUACAAAUAUCGUACUGAUGUUUAAACAGACUCGAACAGACUGAUUUCGCGUUUCAACAUUUGAUAUGUAUUUAUAUAUAUAUAUGCACAUUUGUAAAAUGUUAUUAAUUUACUUUUAUCUAAGUUACUAAUUCCGCUCAAAAAAUACAAAUAUGGAAUGUUAAUUGUUUAUCAAGCCUUAUUAUUAAUGUAAAAAAUAAAUUAAAUCUCUUUAUUUGCUUUGGCACAAAAAAGUACAUAAUGUGAAAUAUUUUUUUAAUGAAGUAGAUUCAAACAUUUAUUUACCUGAUAUAUUUUUUUCUAAUGUUUACCUUCUUUA
Molecule: messenger RNA, 8259 nt
Organism: Astyanax mexicanus (Mexican tetra)
Lineage: Eukaryota; Metazoa; Chordata; Actinopteri; Characiformes; Acestrorhamphidae
Gene: lrrc66
Product: titin homolog
Exons: 5
Coding region: 361-7965 (2534 amino acids)
Molecular function (GO): protein binding
Source: RefSeq, a predicted model, not a curated record